AUGGAUAAGCAGAUAUCUUCACUCAAGGCAGAGCUGCGUCAGACCUGCUCAAAUGCUCGGUCGGGCACAAUUGCCGAAACCGAUUCUGCAUCUCCUACAGAAUCACCAUUUACGAGGAAAGGCUCUACACUUGCCAAAUCUCCCGGAAAGCACUUCGUCGAAGACGCUACCGGCGCUACCAUCUUCCUAGGCAGCCAUUCGGAUCCACCUGUCGCUCUGGGAUGCCGACGAGCUGGGAGUGACCCAAUGCUUAACGAUGCAAUGCUCUCCGACCAGCUUGUCCCCCGGACGUAUCCGUUUACGAACCUGUGGAAGCAAGAGCCCGGAGCCGGUGAAAUAUGUGAGACUUUACCAGACGAGUCGGAUAUUAUCCGAUAUUGGCAAGUCUAUCAAACAAACGUCCACCCGUUUUACCCAGCGCUGGUGACCUACGAGCAAUUCAAUAUCUCGCUAUUUGAAUUUAUGAACAAGCGCACAGGAAUGCUGCUGGAAAAUGAGGCGAUGAGAUUAGAUGACGUGGAUUCCUCGUGGCUUGCACUGCUCUUUGCUGUGCUUGCCUGCGGAGUGCAGUUCUCGAAUGACCCCAUCAAGGAGCGGGAUCUACGCUGCAAGGUGUUCAUCUGCUCAUCUUUCCAAUGUCUCCGAGCCUCAAAUUUCUUCAACAACACCAACAUGAACCAGAUCCAAGCCAAGGCGUUAAUUGGAAACUGCCUGCGGAACAACCUCGACACUAACAGUGCCUGGAUUCUGAUGGGAUCAACUAUACGCCUUGCGCAGAGUAUUGGACUACAUGAAGAGACAGCCUCAGAAACGCAAAGUUCCACGCUGGAACAAUUCCAGCGAAAACGCUUAUGGUGGAUGCUGUUAUGGCAAGAUACUUUCCUCUCCUUCACUUACGACCGCCCACCAAACAUAAACAAGCUAAGCAGCAGCAUCCCACAUGACCCAGGCACAGGUCCAGGAUGGUCCUUCGCAGAAUGCGUCUGUGCCAUAUGCCAAGUCCUCCUCGAGCGUGCACGACAAGACAACACUGAAACCAUCACCGAAAUACUAUCCUUCAAAAGCCGGAUGGCAGCUAUAUUCGAAGACGCCGCCCCGUUCCUUUGUGACAAAUCCCACUGUCGCAGCCUGCAAGAUCAUCUCGAGCGUCUAGCCCUGAAUAUCCACAUCUGCUACGCGGUCUGUCGUCUCUGUCGGCUGAUUCUGGAGUCUUCAUCCAGUGAAUCUCAUAGUCCGACUGUAGAUUUCGAUUCCAUCAAGAUGGAAUGUAUUGACUGCGCUGCUCAGGCUGUUGAGAGCUUUUUGGAUAUGCAUCGUCUUGCGGCGACCGUGUGUCGCUCCUGGGCGUUUGUUCACAAUGCUGUUAGUUGUGCGCUCACGCUUCAGAGCUUGGUUUCUUCGGGUCCGCAGCGUUCGCGUGCUGGAGUGCUUGUUGAGCGGUUGAUUGUUGUGUUGGAGCGCGAGGAACAGCAGUCUGUGUGGGAGGAUACGGAUACUAAUAUAAGGUACUUUGGUCCAUAUUCUCGGGCUUUGAAGGCCUUGCGGGAGACUAGUGAUGGUCAGUGA
This is a messenger RNA of Penicillium concentricum, 1566 nucleotides long. RefSeq names its product fungal specific transcription factor domain-containing protein. The transcript has 5 exons. NCBI's taxonomy places the organism in Eukaryota, Fungi, Ascomycota, Eurotiomycetes, Eurotiales, Aspergillaceae. The record is from RefSeq and is a predicted model, not a curated record. Bases 1 to 1566 code for a protein of 521 amino acids. Gene Ontology annotation, biological process: DNA-templated transcription. Gene Ontology annotation, molecular function: carboxy-lyase activity; DNA binding; zinc ion binding.